Molecule: messenger RNA, 697 nt
Organism: Schizophyllum commune H4-8
Lineage: Eukaryota; Fungi; Basidiomycota; Agaricomycetes; Agaricales; Schizophyllaceae
Exons: 3
Coding region: 145-408 (87 amino acids)
Source: RefSeq, a predicted model, not a curated record
ACUUGAGCUCGAUACGGCAACGAGGGCAAGCGCAUGAACUCGACCUGACGUCCUUAUACUCCCCCUUCUUUCAGCGCACCUUUGUUUCAAAUCUGUGAUCAAAAGGCUCGAACGCACUAGUAAACACCUUAUUGCCUCCCCGCCAUGUCUGGUGAAGAGGCAGGCGGCAUUGGCGGUUCCAUCUGUGCGAUAUGCUGUGCCACUACGCUCACGGCUUGGUGCAAUCUGAAGCCCAGUGGCGCGCGAUGCUGUGGGAGUAAUAAGCAGAGCGGAUGCUGUGGUUCAUGCUUUGACUCGGGAUUCCAAGAGGACUCGUGGGACAAGGAGGCAAGGAAGGAGGAGCAACGCCAUGCGGAACGUGUUGCCGCAAGGCAACUUCAGCCCACCGAACCCAUGAGUCGGCCUUAGCGCGGAUCGCAUGCAGCGCACGAAUAUGCAUGACUGCUUCUGGCGUUGUCGUAUUUAUCUUGGACUUGUACCAUGUCCUGUCCUUUCGUUUACAGCGGUCUUGGAUGCGUUCGACACUCGACUUCUCAUCACCAACCGGACAUCAUCUGCUGUAGCUUCUUGACACCGAUACUGUAUACCCAACCCAUUAACCUAUAUACAAAAGAACUACAAUAUCAUAACUUAUUGCAAAGCUACAGAAAGCAUUGGUGAUGUGUGGUACAAACUGCAAACAAAACUCGACCGCGAU